AUGGCUGUCUCUAUAUACUGCCCGGAACUAGGGGUAAGCAGACGGGUUGGGUAUUCAACUGAAGCAACGGAGCACAUCCACGGCAUUCAGAGUCGGCGGAAUUGUGGGGAGCACCCGUUCAAGGGCUGGGGUAGCCAAUCAGGUUCACGAGAAACGGAGUUGUGGAAGAUUUGUCAGAAUCGAGGCAAGAAGCACCGUGUGGAGACAAGACUGGCUUUGCACAAUGCCCAUAAUACCGUCGUGGAUCCCGACCUGUUGGCAGGUGUGACUGGAUUGUUGCUUUGUCCUUUGCUCCACCCGGAAAAGAAUUCGGUAAGCGGAGUGAUGGGCACGUGA
Molecule: messenger RNA, 336 nt
Organism: Penicillium vulpinum
Lineage: Eukaryota; Fungi; Ascomycota; Eurotiomycetes; Eurotiales; Aspergillaceae
Exons: 1
Coding region: 1-336 (111 amino acids)
Source: RefSeq, a predicted model, not a curated record